Erpetoichthys calabaricus (reedfish) is the source of this 5466-nucleotide messenger RNA. It is a transcript of the gene galnt12, whose product is annotated as UDP-N-acetyl-alpha-D-galactosamine:polypeptide N-acetylgalactosaminyltransferase 12. The coding region runs from base 747 to 2492 and encodes 581 amino acids. Gene Ontology annotation, cellular component: Golgi apparatus. The transcript is spliced from 10 exons. The record is from RefSeq and is a predicted model, not a curated record. Lineage: Eukaryota; Metazoa; Chordata; Cladistia; Polypteriformes; Polypteridae.
UGACGAGUCACCACCUGAUGCGCCCCCGGAAGCAGUCAAACGGCAAACUUUUUUUAAUGUUUAAAAACUUGAAAGAACUAUAGCUAAGAUCGAAGGUGUUGUGACUUUGUGUUACCUAUUUAAAGACAACCCGUUAUUUAUAGAAAUAAAGUAGGUAUUGUUGUCCGUAUAACUGUAAAUGUCUCGAAGUUAUUUACAUUGUUAUCCGCCUUUUAGGUUGCUAGGUGUUGGGAGUAAUCGCGACGUGGACUGUUUUCGUUAGUCCUCUCAUUAAUGGCUGAUAAGAAGGUGUCUGAUUACGUGGCGAAAACUGAAGUAAUGUAACUUUUCAUCAUCCUCAUCGGCGGCAGUGGGCAGAGUUCCAGGUUCUCAAAUCUCGGCAGGUAGGAUGGAGUAGGCGGGUGAAUGUGUAUUUGGUUCUGUAGCAGUACUUCUCAACUCCAGGGAAUGUUAAAGCCAUGUGAGAUGACCUGCUUUGAUUUACCUGCCUUGUCCUCGUCUCCUCUAAUCCGCUAAUCUCCAGUAUCCUGUUGCGGCUUCAUAUACAGGACGGCUUCGUCACUCCAUAGUUUUCGGUUUUCUUAGGAGACAGUGUUGGUUGCACCCGGAACCCAAAUAACACUUCACUCCUGGCACAAUUAAAAUUCGGUAUUCAAGGGGGAGCAAUCAUAGCAAAGGAAAAGGUGUGCACUCCAUUUUUGGGGAUGAGAAGAGGAUCGUGAACUGGGGGAUUAAGAGUCCGGAACAUGAGUCUGUUUGGAAGGAGGAAGCGGACUAAGUUUUUGGUAUUGAUUGGGGCUUGCCUGGUCUGCUAUCUACUCUUCCACAAAAGCUCACAGAAGGACAGCGGUGCGGCUGCGAAUAAAAGGGUGGCUCCGGUGGAAAACGAUCCCGAUCACAAAGCUGAUCUAGAGGAUUUAAAGAGACCCGUUUACGAGAAGCCCCCGCUGGAUCCUAACGCACUUGGGGAGCUGGGAAGACCGGUUAAAUUGAAUCUGGAAGGUGACGAGAAAAGGAAGGAGGAGGAGAGCAUUCGGAAGCACCAGAUCAAUAUUUAUGUCAGCGAUAAAAUUUCACUGCACCGACGGCUGCCAGAAAGGUGGAACCUCUUGUGUAAAGAAAAACAAUAUAAUUACCGUAGCCUACCCACCACAUCAGUUGUAAUAGCAUUUUAUAAUGAAGCCUGGUCUACUUUGCUGCGGACUGUGCACAGUGUGCUUGAGACAUCACCAGACAUAUUGCUCACUGAAAUUAUCCUGGUGGAUGACCAUAGCGACCGAGAACACUUGAAACAGGCGCUUGAAGACUACAUUUCUACCUUGCGCAAAGUAAGACUGAUUCGGGCACGAAAGAGAGAGGGGCUGGUCAGAGCAAGACUGCUAGGGGCUUCCAUAGCAAAAGGAGAAGUGCUGACAUUUUUGGAUUGUCACUGUGAAUGUCAUGAAGGUUGGCUGGAGCCACUACUUGAAAGAAUCCAUGAAAAGGAGUCUGCAGUAGUGUGCCCUGUUAUUGAUGUUAUUGAAUGGAACACUUUUCAAUAUCUUGGAAAUCCUGGAGAACCUCAGAUUGGUGGGUUUGAUUGGAGGCUUGUUUUUACAUGGCACGUUGCCCCUGAUCAUGAGCAAGCACACAGACGAUCUCCAAUAGAUGUUAUCAGGUCUCCCACAAUGGCUGGAGGAUUGUUUGCUGUUAGUAAGAAGUACUUUGAAUAUUUGGGCACCUAUGAUACUGGAAUGGAAGUCUGGGGAGGAGAGAAUCUCGAGUUUUCUUUCAGGAUUUGGCAAUGUGGGGGCAGCCUGGAGAUCCAUCCAUGUUCUCAUGUGGGGCAUGUGUUUCCAAAGCAAGCUCCUUACUCUAGGAGUAAAGCUUUGGCGAACAGUGUACGUGCUGCAGAGGUGUGGAUGGAUAAUUAUAAAGAGCUAUAUUAUCAUAGGAACCCUCAUGCUCGCCUGGAACCUUUUGGUGAUGUAAGUGAGCGACUAAAACUUAGGGAGAAGUUGGGAUGUAAAGAUUUUAAAUGGUACUUAGAAAAUAUUUACCCGGACAUUCAUGUUCCAGAGGACAGACCAGGAUUAUUUGGCAUGCUUGUAAGCAAAGGCAUGGGAAACUACUGUUUCGAUUACAAUCCUCCAGAUGACCACAAUGUUGUUGGAAACAAAGUAAUUUUAUAUGUUUGUCAUGGCAUGGGACAAAACCAGUUCUUUGAAUACUCUUCAUACGAUGAAAUUAGAUACAACACCCGGGAGCCUGCUGCAUGUGUAUCAGUUGAACAAGGUACUGAUUACCUGACAAUGCAUCUCUGCAGGAGAAACCAAAAUCCAAUCCCUGAAGAUCAAAAAAUUAUUUUUCGAGAGGAUGGUACGCUAUAUCAUGUUCAAACUGGUAAGUGCUUAGAAGCUGUGGAAAAGACAGAAGUGGGAAGCCGUGCACCUCUUUUGCGACGCUGCUCAGAUUCAGAUGUUCAGAAGUGGUUUUUCAGGGAAAGGACAUAAUAAAGGAUAAUUACUUCAAAUUAUGGCAAAGACUCUUGGAUCCGCCCAUGUUACUGGACCUAAUGGCAGCUUCAGCCUCUCUUGUGUCUAUUUUUCUAAUAAUAUAUUUUUUUAUUUUCUGCAUAGAUUAAAAACUCUCUCUUGACAUCUUUUAUGUUAUCAUAUUUUAAAUCUUUCUUUAAAUAGUUUACAGUUGAAAAUUUAAGUGUGAAAAUUUUUUCCAAAUGAGGACUUGUUAGCUUUCAGUUUACCUGAUUAAUCUUGAAUUAUUAGUAUUAGUAUUUUUUACUUUAUUUUGGCUUACAUUGUGAUAUUUCUUAAAAUUCACUUUAAGUUUUCAGCUUACCCAUUGAUAAUAAGUUGACAUUUUUGUGAUAAUUCAACCAUUUUUACAUUUUGACAGUAAAAAAAGUAUAUUCUUUGUGCCUUGUACAUGUAAGAAUUAUACUGUAGGUAGAGUAUGUAGAGUUCUAAAGCCCACAUUUCAAAUAUUGUCUACAAUCAGUCAGGAUUUCAAUCAUUGUGUAAGUCUUCCAAAGAUCCAGAAAGAUUAUAGGCUAGGCAGAACUGUAACUAUCGGUUCUGCUGUUUGAGGCCAUAGUCAUGCUUAUAUACACACACACACACUGACCAGAAGCACUGGAGGCUGCUGUAUUUGGUGAGUGAAAUGAAAUAUUUUUGAAGAUAUGGUGGAAAUGUCCAAUUCUACUCUCAAGGCAUUCCAAUUCAGAUUCUGCCCUUGGAUCCGUGUUGUAAUAAAGAGAGGUUACCUUCAGAGUUUCCAGCAAUUUAAUUACUUAUUGAUAGCAAUGUGAAUCAAGAAUAGUUCAUUAGGUAUUGACAAGGAAAGGUUAUACUAAAAACUUUGAGGCUUAAAAAUAUUUGCACUGUUACUCACUCGCUUUGUUUGGUCAUUAGUAAACACCACUCAAGAAAUCUGAUAAUAUUAAUUGGUAGUUUUUGAACUGAAUAUAAUUUAGAGCACUAAACAAAAUUUAAUUUAUAUUUGUAUUGGAUUUAAGGUUUGGAGUGCAUCAUAGUAAUUUUACAACUGGUUAUUUAACGAUUAUCUUUACUAAUUUACAUCCAUGUGUAACUGUCUAUAUAUUCAUUUUACUUUACAGUUUAAUUUUAUUUUUUUGUGGGAGUUUUAAAUUUCUCCCUAUUAACUGUGUGAUGUCUUGUUUAAACAUACUGUUAGGUUCUGAUUUAACCAGUCAUAAAACAGAGAAAGUGGGAACUAUCACUGUGGCGCUCCAUGAACACAGUAGUUAAUGUUAUCUAUUAUAAAAAAAAUCUUGGAAUGAGAAGACAAUUUGAUGUCCUGCAAGAGACACUUUAACGUCCUGUGAGACAAGGCAGUGAGAUAAAAGGACAGCUGCUGUACAGGCUUUUAAAUGAUCGACACGCGACAAGCAGAACACGCAGCUUGGUGGCAGCAGAAAGACAGCAGCUGAUCAGAACGAAUGCGUCUUCUCAGCGUGCGUUCAGGAACCCCACCCGAUAACGCGCGUGGCAGAAACACGAGAUGGCUGGAGCUUAGCGCGCCUGGGGGGGUGAGCAAAGCAAGCCUAAUUUAUAUAAAAAUAUUAAAAAUCAUUUGCAUUUUGUAUAAAAAAUUUAUAUUGCUUAAUGACCUGAAGGUGUCAAGUAAUGAAAUUUUUGGGAGUAUGCUUUUUCACAUUAUUCUCUAAUUUGUUGUUUAUGCGUUGAAAAUGGCGAGUGUAAGUUAACUUAUUUAAAGCAAAUGUGCCUUUUGAAAGUGAAUGAAUGCGCAUGGACUUUAAGGAUUCUUAUUCUAAUUUUGCUUCAGAUUUUCAUGGUGGUUCUUUUUUCACAAAUUUAAUGGUUUAAAAGUAUGUUAUUUUGAAAUGUGUUUUUCUACAAGCACCAAGAACUCUCAGAUUCAGUGUGCUUUUCAUUACAAGCAAGACCACCAGCAAAGUUGUUAUGUGUACAUUCACUUCAUCAAAUUUACACAAGGGAUAUUUACAGUAGUAUCCACAUUAGAGACGUAGAUGUAAUUAUUGUAGUUAUGAUUGGUCAAUUUUGACUUGUGUUGUAGGGUUUUCACCUCUGCUGUAUACUGCACGCGAGCCAUUUAUUACAGAUUCUUUAUUAAUUGCGGAUAUAAUUUAUUAUUUUGAAUCUAACUUUUUUUAGUCACAGAAGUCCAUAUUACCUGCCUAAACUGCAGGAGGUGUUUGCACUUUGUCUGCGGUCCAGCACACUUGAUGACUCUACCUUGCACAAAAAAUCAGUAUUGCACAAAACAAACAUGUUCCACGUAUGGAGCAGCAGCUGACUGAGCUGACACAUUUAGUGGGUAUUUAUGAAGGCUUUGAGAGGGAAAACUGUUGUGAAAGUAAUACUGGAGUCAAGCUUGGCCAAAUUCCAGACUCUGGUGGUUAGCUGAAAUUAAGAACUUCAGUCUAGGGAAGUUAGUUUUAUGAAUGAGUGUACUACUUAUAAUGUAUAAAUACUACUGAAACUGAACUAGAUGUAAAAUAUGUAACACAAGAGUGGCAUCAUUGCAAUGUAGACAAACUUUUACAUUGAAAAUGAAAAACAUUACAAGUCAAACUUCUGAGCUGAAAUUUCCUGAAAGCAAUACAAAUGCACUAAUAUAACAAAGUUCGCAAAUGUUUGUUACAUUUCUUUAAACAAUUAUCACAAUAGUAGUGGGCACAUGUUGAAGAGUGAUAGUGUAUUCUUUAUUGUAUUUUUGAUUUGUUUUUACUUUUUGGAGGAAAAAAAAGCAGACAAUGGAUCAAUGUAUGAAUGAUUUGAAGAAAUUAUAGCUUUAACCGGUACCGACUCCUGUAUUGCAACCAAUAUAAAAUGAGAUGGCAGAAAAAUGUUUUUUUUUUUUUUUUUUUUUUUUUUACAAUUUAUAAGAAAUAUUGUGAUUGAGGGACCUGUUCUAUGCACUGUGAUUAUUUUUUAAUAAAUCUGCCAUGGAUUAAUGAAAAAA